CCCACUUCCGUCUCCCCUGUUCCUCACGCUCGUCUUGUAUUUCAUUGUCGCAUUUUUAAUCAAAAAACAUUCCAUCAGAAAUCGGCUUUCAAGAAAACAUUCCAUCAUUAUUCCGUCUCCUGUUCACCCAUCCUCCCUGCUCUUAUCUUGUCAGCGGCCUUGCGUGCUGUGCCGGUUUAUCAGGGCACUCGUCAUCCUUAUCGGGACAUCCCUACUUAAGGAGGAUUGUAUGCUAACAGUCACACUCAAUUUCUCUCCUUUUGUCACUCUCUUGCUGCUCUGCAUCUUUGUUGAGGUUGUUUUCUUGAUUGUGAUACUGCUGAGCCGCAUCAACUGGAUGUCUGGAGCAGCAAUUUCCACACGAAAGUUCUCUUCUCAAGGGAAACCUGAACAGUUUUCUUUAAUCAGCAAGUCAAUUGAAAUGGUGGCUUGUGUUCCCAUUGCAGCAAACUAAACACUAGAAAAGUUGCACUCUCGAGGAAAAUGGAUACUGGUCCUUCAUAUUUAAAACAACCUCUGGAAGAUGCAUUUUUCUCCAAGUUUGCAAGUGAGUACAUAUGCUUGUUAGUCACCUUUAAGCAAAUGUUGGUGCUAUUUGGAAGUGCCAAGUCUAUGCUUGCAUGUCAACAUUCACCCACCACCGUGGAACACUUGAUACCUGUUAAUUUACAAUAAUACACUCUUUCAGUCAGAUCUCUCACUCCUCUCACUGUUUUUAGCAUUUUCAUUUCACAAGAGGUAUGUUUUUUACUCAAAUUGUCAGGACACAAUUGUGGGUGUUGUUUUUAAUAAGAAUUAGGUAGUUAUCUUUUCUUUCCACUUUCUUGCUUUGAAAGCUUAGUUAGCUUCUAAAUUUGCAGAAGUAGGUAGUUCUCUUCUUUCCACUUUCUUGCUUUGCAAUUUCAUUUUAUUUUAAAGGGGUUCAUUUCUGACAACUUUUCUUAUCCAAAAAAUGGCAUGAAAUUACAACAAUGUUCAUAUA
Molecule: messenger RNA, 982 nt
Organism: Cuscuta epithymum
Lineage: Eukaryota; Viridiplantae; Streptophyta; Magnoliopsida; Solanales; Convolvulaceae
Source: the annotation of a GenBank genome assembly